Messenger RNA from Brassica rapa (field mustard), 2789 nucleotides. RefSeq lists its product as uncharacterized. The record is from RefSeq and is a predicted model, not a curated record. NCBI's taxonomy places the organism in Eukaryota, Viridiplantae, Streptophyta, Magnoliopsida, Brassicales, Brassicaceae.
AAUACAACAGGAAAUAAAAAAAAUCUAGUCUAUAAAUAGAAGAAGUAUGUUAUCAGGUUACACACACUUCACUUCAAUUAUCAUACUUCAUAUACAAUCGCAUUCUUUCCAUUUCUGGUCCAAAAACGUUUUUUUGUUUUCAAACAAGAACAAGGUAUGUUUUUUUCUACCUAGAAAAUAUUAGUUUGUAAUUUGUAUUAUGUAAGCUAUUAAAAGCAUAUAAAUUAUUCAGUGAAACUAUUAAAGGUACCUAAACUAACUAAAGUACGUAAGUAAGUUAACUUUAAUGUAACCAUGUAAAAUAUUAUUUUGUUAAUUAUAAGAUGCAAAAAAUAAAAUUAAAUAAUGAUUAUGUGCUUGAAUAAUGUUUAAAAAUAAUUUUUUCUGUUCGAGGAUCCCUUUUGAAUGAAUAAAUAUAUAUUUUACUAUUUAGUUAACCAAAAAUUUUGUGAAUGUAUGUAAACUUUUUUUCCAUAAAUUAGUUGGUUACCUGAAAUAAUAAAAGUACGUAAACUAAUAAUGAUACGUAAGUUAGUUAACUGAAAGUUUAUUUCUGUAUAUAAAUUAUUUGUUAUAUAUUAAUGUAAUUAAUUUUACAUCAACCAAAAUAAGUUAAAGAGUUAAUCAUAAGCUGCAUGUAAUAAAAUUGAAUAUUAGUAUGUAUUUGAAAUAUGUUUUAAAUAAAAAUUUUGUUCUGUUUGUGAUUUAAGAAAGAAAAAAAAUUUGUGUUGCAAACUUAAUAAAUAUAUGUUUUGAAUAUUUUAAUUAUAUAUAUACAUUAUAUUUUCUUUUAUUCUUUUUUUAUUAAAAAUAUGAUUAAUUAUGAAACUCUAUUAUAUUAAUAAUAUUUGAAUCAUCUUUGAAAUCUAGAUAUGUCAGGAAGACGUCAUGGAAACACAAAUCCUGUGGGACAAAGAAAUUCAAAUGUUCAUAACGAAACUUCUUCACGAAACGCGUCGAGAUUUAAGUGGACCUAUGAACAAGAAAAAACAUUGAUUGAGUUGUAUGAUCAAGCAAUUUCUAUGAACGAUUAUACUCUUAAAGAUCCUACGGUUCUUGGUAGAGAGCACAUGGUCGACAAUUUCAACCGUGCAUUUAAUUUGAAUAUAAAUUAUGCAUUUUUCAAAAACAAACUUGAUGAUUUCAAAAAAGCAUAUAAGAAGUGGAAGUUUCUAAUGACUUCUACUGGAAUAACGGUUAAUCCGGAAACGUCGAUGAUUUAUGCAUCAGAUGAAUGGUGGGAGGCCCGUGAAUCGGGAUGCAAAAUAACAAGAUCUUUUAAAAGACAACCACCACCGUUUUGGGAUGUGAUGGUUCGAUGUUUUGUGCUACACGAUGUUUAUUCGCAACCUCAACAGUCGUCACGCCAACGAAGACAACAAAUAUUGACUGAAGGAAUAGAGGAAGAUGACUUGUUUGAUUUUUCAGACAAUGAUGGUGAUGACAUACCUCAACAUAAUGUUCCUCAAACCCAAGAAAAUGAAGAAAUAUAUCGUGUUAACCUCAAUGCCGAUACACUUCCUUCGCACGAAUAUACUCAAGAGUCAACUCGGCUUCCUUCUCGAAGAGGUGAAGAACGUACAAGACGUGGAGGUCGUUCAGAAAGAACUGGAGGACGUGGAAGCACUUCUCAAACGUCUGCUAGAAACUCAGGAACUAAUGUUGGAAGUACUUCAAGAGGUCAUCGAAGAAGACAAUCAUUCGAGACUACAAUACAAGACACCAUUAAUGGAUAUAAAGAAUUUCAACGACAAAGUCUACAACAGCUAUGCCCAGGUGCUUUUGAUAAGGAUGAUUACGAUGAAUUCAAAAAAGCAGAACAAAUAUUUCUUGCUUUGGAACUUCCCAAAUUCACUAAAUUUUACUGGGCUUGCAUUAACGCACUUAAAGAACUGGUUUUUUGGCGAAAGUAUUUCAUUGAUAUAGCUCGAAGCAAUGACGAAGAUAAAUUGCAACUACUAGAAGCUAUGACUGGUGUAUCACGAAAUAAUGAAGAUGUGCCAAAACAAUUGGGCUCUGGACAGUUAUUUGGGAGUCCACAUUCUGGAGGUUUAUCAUCUGGUAGUCCAUCUUCAGUGGGUAAUUGUUCAAGAGGAAACAAUUUUCAAAACUUGGGUGCACCACCGACUACACAACAAUGGGGUACACCUCCAAAUGUGCAACACUGGGGAACACCACCAAAUAUGCGACACUGGGGAACACCACCAAAUGUUCAAUAUUGGGGGACAUCACCAAACGCUCAACCAUGGGGUGUAUCUCCAAAUGGUCCAAGUUGGAACACACCUCCAAAUGCUCAACAAUGGAGUACGCCACCAUAUCCUCAACAAUGGAACAUUCCACAGAAUUUUUAUCAUGGUCAGCAACCAUCAAAUGUUCAGCAAGCCGGCUCUUCUGGAACAACACCAACAAAUGUUCACUACGGAUUUACAGUUGGAAAUCAAGGUGGAAGUCCACUGAAUACACAACGAAAUUAUUCGGAAGGUGCAAGUAUAGAUUCUUCACCAAAGGUCCACCAAUCACCAUCAACUAGUAUCGGUUUCACUAAUUAUUUUGAACCAGGAAACACAUCACAAAGACCGAGACGUGGAGGUCUAUUCAAUAUUUGGAGAACUACAGAAGAACCUAAUGAAGAGAAUCAAAGUGGUUCAGGAGACGAAGAGUAGCGAUCUGAUUGUCAUGUUUAUAUAUUAUGAUAUAAUGUUAUUAUUUUUAUUGUGUGUUAUAGGUUUUCAUAUGUUUUAAAAUACUUUUAUAUUACUUUCUUGUGUUAAUGGAUUGUGAUAUUCUAA